CCGCUGGGGCAUCUUUCCGGGCGCUGCCCAGCGCGGGAGAGGCGCGGCCUGGCGGUGUGUGGGGGGGUGCUGUUUCUGGCUCCAUCUGUUUGGAUCUCUGUGCAGAGCAAGGCUCCCCCUUCCCUCCCCUCGGUCCUCUACCUUCCCUUCCCUGUUCCCCCCCCCCAUCCCUCCCUCUAAACGCUGUCAGCCCCACCCCUGCAGUCCAGGACUCGCACCCAGCCGACCCUGAAGCCCGAAGAGGCAGGAACUUUUGAAAGCUUCCCCCAACAUUGCUGCCCCCCCACCCCACUUCUAGCACCCCCAGCUCCUCCAGAAUCCCAGGAGCCAUAUCUGGAAUUCGGAAUGUCCCCCAAGUGUGUGUGUUGGGGGUGGGGUGCUUGACCAUGGACCCUCCAAACAGAGUACCCCACCUUCCCUUAGCUGGGAUUUCUCAGGGUCACUGAUGUGGCCAGGACCUCCUACUGAGGAGCCCCACUGACUCCCCAACUGACCUGCACCCUGGGAAACAAUCCCCACUUGCCCACUACCGCCCCCUGGAAGCCUCUGCCACCUGUGGGGCGUCCCCAGCUCCUGCUCCACCCAUGGGGUGAGGGGGCUCUGCGGAAGGGGGGAGCCAGGCCCCAGGGAGCUGACAGACCAAAAACAGAGGCCACAUACCCCUACUUGUGGAAAAUGGUGAGCCACCCCCAGACCUGGGGUAUAGUGCCAGCACUGACCUGACUUGCUGUCUACCAGUCCCUCCCUCUCUGGGCCUCAGUUUCUAUAUCUCGACUUGGCUCAGAUGUCUUCUGAGUCCCCUCCCAUAGUUCAUUCUUCCUUAUCGCUGGAGCCAGAGUCUUCCCCCUGUACUUCUGCAGCUGGAGGGGGCAGGAGGACAGGGAGCCCUGGACCUGGCAGGUGCGCUUCACUGAUGGCAUCACCAACAAGCUGGUGGCCUGCUAUGUGGAGGAGGACAUGCAGGACUGUGUGCUGGUCCGGGUGUAUGGGGAGCGGACAGAGCUGCUGGUGGACCGCGAGAACGAAGUCAGGAACUUCCAGCUGCUACGAGCACACGGCUGUGCCCCUAAACUCUACUGCACCUUCCAGAACGGGCUGUGCUAUGAGUACAUGCAGGGCAUGGCCCUGGGACCUGAGCACAUCCAAGAGCCCCAGCUCUUCAGGCUCAUUGCCUUGGAAAUGGCAAAGAUCCACACCAUCCAUGCCAACGGCAGCCUGCCCAAGCCCAGCCUCUGGCACAAGAUGCACAAUUAUUUCAUGCUUGUGAAGGAUGAGAUCAACCCCAGCCUUUCUGCAGGGGUCCCCGCUGUCGACGUGCUGGAACAGGAGAUGAGCUGGCUGAAGGAGCACCUGUCCCAGUUGGACUCCCCUGUGGUGUUUUGCCACAACGACCUUCUCUGCAAGAAUAUCAUCUAUGACAGCACCAAAGGUCACGUUCACUUCAUCGACUAUGAAUAUGCUGGCUACAACUACCAAGCUUACGACAUCGGCAACCAUUUCAAUGAGUUUGCAGGUGUGAACGAGGUGGACUACUGCCGCUACCCCUCAAGGGACACCCAGCUGCAGUGGCUGCACUACUACCUGCAGGCUCAGAAGGGGGUGGCUGUAACCCCCAGAGAAGUGGAGAGGCUGUAUGUGCAAGUCAACAAGUUUGCCCUGGCAUCCCACUUCUUCUGGGCCCUCUGGGCCCUCAUCCAGAACCAGUUCUCCACCAUCGACUUCGAUUUCCUCAGCCCACUGCACUGCCUGAGCAUCGUGAGUCUGGUGGCUGGUGGAAUUGUUGCCCGUGGCCUGGAAGAUGACAAGUGCAACCCCACCCUGCAUCCCAUAGCAGAGGGAAAAAAGGACAGUAGGGACUCACUGAGUCCAUUUGUGUGGCCAUCAGAUCAGCUCCCCUCUAGUCACCCCAGGUGCUCUGACCAGACUGUGCUUCACUAGUGAUGACUCAGAGGACUGUCAGCCAGGUCCUUAAGUGCCAGGGAUCUGUCUCCUCGGCCUUCUCCACGCCACCCACAGCAGAAAGCGAGUCACUAGCCUGGAUUCAGUGUCAUUAGAAUCAAGUGCAUUGAACUCUCACAGAUACUACAUGGGCGAUGAUAGAGAAAGAAAGGGAGGAAGGGAGGAAGGAAGGAAGGGAGGAAGGAAGGAAGGAAGGGAGGAAGGAAGGAAAAGGAAAGGAGAAAGAAGAAAAAGAGGAGGUGGGCAGUGGGUUAAGCGCACAUAGGAUGAAGCAUAAGGACCCGCUCAAGGAUCCCGGUUUGAGCCCCCGGCUCCCCACCUGUGUGGGGGGGGGUCGCUUCACACAAGUGGUGAAACAGGUCUGCAGGUGUCUGUCUUGUCUCUCUCCCUCUCUAUUUUCCCCUCCCCUCUCAAUUUCUCUCUGUCCUAUUCAGUUAAAAAAAAGGGAGUGGCCACCAGGAGCAGUAGAUUCCUAGUGCAGGCACUGAGCCCCAGUGGUAGCCCUGGAGACAGAAAAAAAAAAAAAGGAAAAGAAGGGAGGAAGGACAGACAGGCUGGGCGGCGGCACACCUUGCAGAGCAUGUGAACAUGCUCAAGGGCCUGGGUUCAAGCUCCUAGUCAUGUCUGCAGAGGGAAAGCUUCACAAGGGAAGCUUUUUUAUCUCCCUCUCCUAUCUUUCCCUUCCCUCUCAAUUUUACUCUGCCUCUAUCAAAUAAAUAAAAAUAAUUUUUCUUCUUUUUUGGCAUUAUCUUUAAUUUAUUGGAUAGAGACAGUGAGAAAUCAAAAAGGAAGGGGGAGAUAGAGAGGGAGAUAGAGACAGAGAGACACCUGCAGCCCUGCUUCACCACUCACAAAGCUUUCCCCCUGCAGGUGGGGACUGGGGGCUCAAACCCAGGUCUUUGGGUAUUGUAACAUGUGCGCUCAACCAGGUGUGUCACCACCCAGCCCCAAAAUAUUUUUUUUAAAGAACUGAAAAAAAGGUGAGGAUAUGGAGAAACUGAACCCUUGUGCCCGGUUAUUAAAAAUAUGAAGUGCUAUAGAAAAUAGUACUGUACUUGCCCUCAAAAUGAUUAAAACAGUCACAGUGAACCAGAGGGGUAGCUCCCCUGGUGGGCGAGGCUGGGCACGUUGUCACGCAGACUGGAUUUCAACCCUGGUACCACAUGGGAAAUACAACAGCACUGGAGAAAGCCCGAGUACUUCGGUAUCUUAUUCUUCUGUAUCUGAGUAAAAGAAGUAGCCCAGAGAGGUGAAAUCAUGUAUGUGAGGCCCAGACUCUGCUAAAGAAAGAUAAUAAAAGUGAAACAGAAAUACGAUACCAUCAGCUAGCUCCCUGCUAGAAACAGACCCAGAACUGAAGGCAGGCUCUCCAAGCCUUUUGUACCCCCAAGGUCAUGGCAGCGCUAUGCACAGUAGCUAAGAAGCAACCCAUGUGUCUGCUGGUAGGCAGCAGACCUGCAGAACGUGGCCUGUGUGUGAAAUGUUGUUGAGCCCUAGAGGAAACCACACGCACCACACGCUUCAACAUAGGGAAACCCACAAGAUGUCAUGCUGAGUGGCAGGUGUUGUAUGACCCAUGCAUGUGAGCUGCCUACAGUAGGAGAACUGUGCUUUGGGGGCCUGACGGUGGUGCGACCGGUUAAGCACACAUAUUACCAAGCCCAAGGACCUGGGUUCAAGUCUUCCCCUUGUCUUCCACCACGAAUGGUGAAGCAGGUAUCUCUCUCUCUGUCUCCCUCUCUCAAUUUCUCUGUCCUAUCUAAUAAAAAG
Erinaceus europaeus (western European hedgehog) is the source of this 3729-nucleotide messenger RNA. It is a transcript of the gene ETNK2, whose product is annotated as ethanolamine kinase 2. Bases 958 to 1938 code for a protein of 326 amino acids. Gene Ontology annotation, molecular function: ethanolamine kinase activity. Gene Ontology annotation, biological process: phosphatidylethanolamine biosynthetic process. The record is from RefSeq and is a predicted model, not a curated record. Gene Ontology annotation, cellular component: cytoplasm. Lineage: Eukaryota; Metazoa; Chordata; Mammalia; Eulipotyphla; Erinaceidae. The transcript is spliced from 8 exons.